Tupaia belangeri chinensis (Chinese tree shrew) is the source of this 855-nucleotide messenger RNA. It is a transcript of the gene PDCL2, whose product is annotated as phosducin like 2. The coding region runs from base 67 to 792 and encodes 241 amino acids. Gene Ontology annotation, biological process: protein folding. NCBI's taxonomy places the organism in Eukaryota, Metazoa, Chordata, Mammalia, Scandentia, Tupaiidae. The record is from RefSeq and is a predicted model, not a curated record. The transcript has 6 exons. Gene Ontology annotation, cellular component: cytoplasm.
UCCCACCCAAGGGGGCUCAGUCCAAGCACCUCUGGGUCGGAGGGCUCAGCGCCCGCGAGGGACAGCAUGCAGGACCCAAAUGAAGAUACAGAGUGGAAUGACAUUUUAAGAGAUUUUGGCAUUCUUCCUCCAAAAGAAGAGCCCAAAGAUGAAAUUGAAGAAAUGGUUUUGCGUUUACAGAAAGAAGCGAUGGUUAAACCAUAUGAAAAGAUGACUCUUGGACAAUUAAAGGAAGCUGAAGAUGAAUUUGAUGAAGAGGAUAUGCGAGCUAUUGAAAUAUAUAGAGAAAAGAGGUUACAGGAAUGGCAAGCUCUCAAGAAAAAGCAAAAAUUUGGGGAAUUAAAAGAAAUUUCUGGAAAUCAGUAUGUGAAUGAAGUUACAAAUGCAGAAAAAGAUGUGUGGGUUAUAAUUCAUCUAUAUAGAUCAAGCAUCCCAAUGUGUUUGUUGGUUAACCAGCAUCUUAGUCUCCUAGCAAGAAAGUUUCCGGAAACUAAAUUUGUUAAAGCCAUCGUGAAUAGCUGCAUUCAACACUACCAUGACAAUUGUUUACCGACAAUUUUUGCUUAUAAAAAUGGUCAGAUAGAAGGCAAAUUUAUUGGAAUUAUUGAAUGUGGAGGGAUAAAUCUCAAACAAGAAGAACUUGAAUGGAAGCUGGCAGAAGUUGGAGCAAUACAGACUGAUUUGGAAGAAAACCCAAAGAAAGGCAUUAUAGAUACGAUGGUGUCUUCAAUUAGAAAUACUUCUAUUCAUGAUGACAGCAACAGUUCCAACAGUGAUAAUGAUAACAAAUAGAAAUAUUGAAUAAAUCACUUUUGACUGUGAAAUGUAUAUUUUAUUCACUAUUGCCUUUACACU